Molecule: messenger RNA, 7609 nt
Organism: Dromaius novaehollandiae (emu)
Lineage: Eukaryota; Metazoa; Chordata; Aves; Casuariiformes; Dromaiidae
Gene: GSK3B
Product: glycogen synthase kinase 3 beta
Exons: 12
Coding region: 1280-2581 (433 amino acids)
Biological process (GO): insulin receptor signaling pathway; regulation of microtubule cytoskeleton organization; negative regulation of canonical Wnt signaling pathway
Cellular component (GO): nucleus; axon; glutamatergic synapse
Molecular function (GO): protein serine/threonine kinase activity; tau-protein kinase activity; ATP binding
Source: RefSeq, a predicted model, not a curated record
CUGAGCUCGUAACGACUUCGUGAUUGGUUACGAGCCGUUACGGGCAUUUCUGUAACGGCCUCAGGAUUGGUCCCGAGGAGACUCGGAUGUUUCCGUAAGGACCUCGGGCUGGGGGCAGGCGAGUGCGUCGGGCUCUUCGGCUGGGUAUUCACAGAAGGUGCUUAGGGCCGUUCCGCAGCGUAGGGCGGCAACGCGCAUACGCGGCUGCGCGGCUUUGGCGCACACACAGGGCGCAGCAGCAGGAGCCCGGCACGCAGCGGAGGCAGCAGCGGGGACAAAGGGACUGAUCGGCAGAAACGGGGAGGGGGGCCCGGCAGCAGGCGGCCGGCGCCGGGAGGGAGCGGCAGGAGCCUUUAGCCAGGCGGGCGAGUCCCAUGUGCCUUGGACGCCCGGGGAAGCAGCAGCAACAGCCGCCGCCGCCAGCGCUCUGAAGCCGGCUGACGAGGAGCUGGGGAGCCGCCGCCGCCGUCAUGGCCUGCACCGCCGCCUCCGGCCGCCGCCCGCACUGCAGCCUCCCCAGCCUGAGCCGCCGCCAGCUGCCCCUGCGGGCGCAAUGAAGAGCCGCGCCGGAGCCGCCGCCUCAGCGCCGCACUGAGAAGCCUUAGCGAGCGAGCGAGGCCGCCCGGGCCGCUUCACCCCUACUCCGCCCGCCGCGGAUCCCACCGCCCCUGCCGGAUCCCCUUGCAAGCGGGGCGCAUCACCUCCUGUCGGCGGAUCCGGGAGCCCCGAGAUCCUUCCGCCGGGGGAAAAUAGUCCCGUUCCCUGCUGCCUCCCGAAGAGGCGAGGGGGAAGGAGAGGAGAGGGGAGGGGGAAGAGGAGGGAGGAAAAAAAAAGAAAAGAAAAGCCCAGCGACAGGAUCGGAGGAGCCCGGCCAUAAGCCUCCGCCCCAUGUGACUGGCGCUCAGGGUGGGGGCAGCGAGGCCUAGCAACCCCCCAUCGCUUCGCAGCCGGGAGAAGGCGCGGCGGCGGCGGGGGCACUGCGGACUGGGUGGAGGCGGCUCUCGGACCCGCUGGCGCUGCCGGGAAGGAUGGUUUUAUAGAAGGAGGCGUGAGGCCGAGCCCCAGAAGCGCCACCCGGAGACCGAGCGGGGAGGGGGCUUCCCCGGGGGGGGAGGGGGGCCGGGAGUUGAAUGUGGCAGGUCUGACCCGUCUCCUCCGGCUGAGCGCGAGAGGAGGCGGCGGCAGGCGGACCCGCGGGAGCCGCCGGCGAGAGGAGCGGCCGAAAGGAAGACGGGAGGAGACAGAGAGGUGACCAGGGGCAGAGAAAGCGAAAGAGACCAUGUCAGGGCGGCCCAGAACCACCUCCUUUGCGGAGAGCUGCAAGCCGGUGCAGCAGCCCUCAGCCUUUGGCAGCAUGAAAGUUAGCCGAGACAAAGAUGGCAGCAAAGUCACUACAGUAGUGGCAACUCCUGGACAAGGUCCAGACCGACCACAAGAAGUUAGCUACACAGACACCAAGGUGAUUGGAAAUGGAUCUUUUGGUGUUGUGUAUCAAGCCAAACUCUGCGAUUCAGGAGAGCUUGUGGCCAUUAAGAAAGUUCUGCAGGAUAAAAGAUUUAAGAACCGAGAGCUCCAGAUCAUGAGAAAGUUGGAUCAUUGUAACAUUGUCCGAUUGCGUUACUUCUUCUACUCCAGUGGAGAGAAGAAAGAUGAGGUGUACCUCAACUUGGUGCUGGACUAUGUUCCUGAAACAGUAUACAGAGUUGCCAGACAUUAUAGUCGGGCCAAACAGACACUCCCUAUGAUUUAUGUCAAGUUGUACAUGUAUCAGCUGUUCCGGAGUUUAGCCUAUAUCCAUUCCUUUGGAAUCUGCCACCGGGAUAUAAAACCACAGAACCUCUUGCUGGACCCUGACACAGCUGUUCUAAAACUCUGUGACUUUGGAAGUGCAAAACAGCUGGUUCGUGGAGAACCUAAUGUCUCCUACAUCUGCUCUCGGUACUACAGGGCACCAGAGUUGAUCUUUGGAGCCACCGAUUAUACCUCCAGUAUAGAUGUGUGGUCAGCAGGCUGUGUAUUGGCUGAACUGUUACUAGGACAACCAAUCUUUCCAGGUGACAGUGGUGUGGAUCAGUUGGUGGAAAUAAUCAAGGUUCUGGGAACGCCUACAAGGGAGCAAAUUAGAGAAAUGAAUCCAAACUAUACUGAAUUCAAAUUCCCUCAGAUUAAGGCACAUCCAUGGACUAAGGACUCGUCAGGAACAGGACAUUUCACCUCAGGAGUACGGGUCUUCCGGCCUCGCACUCCACCAGAAGCAAUUGCGCUAUGUAGCCGUCUGUUGGAGUACACCCCCACUGCCCGCCUGACUCCCCUGGAGGCGUGUGCGCAUUCUUUCUUUGAUGAACUACGGGACCCAAACGUCAAGUUACCAAAUGGGCGAGAGAAACCUGCACUCUUCAAUUUCACCACUCAAGAACUGUCAAGUAACCCAUCUCUGGCUUCGAUCCUCAUCCCUGCUCAUGCUCGGAAUCAAGCAGCCGCUUCCACCCCUACAAACGCUACAGCAGCCUCAGAUGUUAAUGCAGGAGAACGAGUUCAGACCAAUAGUGUAGCUACAGCAUCAGCCUCCAACUCCACCUGAACCGGUACCAAGCAGCCAGCUGCACAGGAAAAAUCACCAGUAAUUUGAGUCUUGCUCAGCAACACUGGUCACAUUUGGAAAGAAAAUUAAAAAGAGGAAAAAAAAAAACCAACAAACCAACCAACCUGUUCAUUUUAGUGUUCAAUUUUUUAUUAUUAUUAUUGUUGUUCUUAUUUAACCUUGUAAAAUAGCUAUAAAUACAAACCAGUUUCAUUGUAUUCUCACUCUGCAGGGUGUCCGGGGCAGGGGACUAGGUGGGGGGAGGAGGGAAAGCGGAGCAAUACAACACACCAAUGUCUCUCCCCUCGACAAUCUCUCCAUGUUGGAAGUUUGCUGUCGUGUACUUCAGAACCAGGACUCUUGCCUCAUGCCCCCUCCACAGCAGCAAGAAGGAAGAAAAAAAAAAAAAGCAAAACAAAAAAAAACCCCACGCCCAAACCUCAUUCUCUGCUGAAGUUCUUUUUUUUAACCUCUUUUUUUAUUUUCUUUUUAAGUGAAGUUUCAGACUUCGAUGUAGUGCACAGCUUGAAUUUGGUCGGGAGCUUAGCAGGGGUCAUUCGACAGAGCUCAGCGUUCCUUGUAAGCAAAUCCAUAUCCUAGGAUGUCCGAAGAACUGCCCUGGCUCGGUAAGGGCAGAGGGUGACAUGGUAGGAAAAUAGGGGUGGGGGGGGAGGGUGUUACCAUGUGUCUAAGGCUUGAACCGCUAGUGGAGGACUUUCAUUUUCAAAAAAAUCAGUGCUAGCAAUGAAGAAACUUGCAGCUUCAUUAUGGGAAAAGACCAUCAAGUGGGCUCUAUAUAAUAUAAUACACACACAUGCACAAAGGCGAGUGGUAGCAUCACAGGAGCAGCUCAUUUGCUUCGCCCGAGCUCCUGCCCCUCACGUCAGGGGCUUGUGGAGGAGCCCAGAACGGCAGGAGGAGGUGGCCGUCUGCUCUGGUCUUCGGCAGAGAGGAGUGGACGAACAAAAUCCUCCAACGGGGCGGGUGCCCAGCUGGGGGACGGUAAGGGACUUUUGGGAAAGUGGCCACUGUGAAAGCAUUUUUCCAGUUUCCCGGUUUGAACAGGCUUCCCUUUCCCAAGAUGCAUACAGGAAAAGGACACCAGGGUUUAUAAUGUGAACUGUAACAGUCUACUGGUUUCUUUUGUAAUAUUUUUUUAACUGCAGUUUUAACUUGCAGAAUGCCACAGUCUCUGAUAGUUCUAAUUUUAAAUCGCAGCUAGAAUCUGUAUUUAAUUUCAUCUUUUUUAACCUCCUGCUUUUUUGAUCUCUAUUUAUUGAUGCGUGUCACAGUUGCCAUUAUGUUUUUACAUUGGUAGAAUAUUAAUAAAAUACACAUCAGAGUGCUAUCAACAGUAAUUUGUACCUGCUGACUUGUAGGAAAGCUGGCUAUAUAUGAGUGUGUGUGUAUAUAUAUUAUAUAAAUAUAUACAUGUAUACAUAGAUACAAUAUUGCUUUUUUAUUUUUAUUUUGUCUACGAUCUCAAAACAGUCUGACUGAAGCAUGAGAUGAAUGCUUGUUCUAGUCCAUCUGUUUAGGGUUUGAGGUUUUUCCCUAUAGUGGUGAGUGGUGUCCAUGUUUCCAAAGUUAAAGCAAUAUUCCUUGGGAAAGGGUCAGGUGAGGAGUAGGAUACAGCUGCGAUAGAGAAAUAGCCUUUCGAGACCUGAUCUUGUCGUAUUCUUGAGGUCGGUGUCCACUUGGGCCUUAUACUCAUUCAGAGAAACUCUAGUCGCCUUGGUGCUUAUGAGCUGCUAUUUGACCUGUGGAGCUUUAAGGCAAUCAGUUGUUUUUUCCGACACGCGCAGACCUUUGUGUGGCCCAGCAGGAGCCACUAGUAGUGGCUUGAGCAAACGCAGCCGCUGCAGGGCAGCAGGGGGUUUGUUCAUGAGCCAAGUACGUUUCCUCUUGUUCAUCUUACCCCGUUCGUGUGGCAUUUUGAACCUGUCUCCUAGCAGCCUUGGAGCGGAUAAAAGCCUUGCCCUCUCCUCCUGCCCAGUGAACAGUGCGUUUUGGGGAGGGAGGAGUUGUGUCAAGAGGCGAGCGAACCCCUAGCGUGAAACUCAUAAACUCUUACUGAUACCCCUCACCAACCUGCUGUUGGACAAAAGGAAAGGCUUUAAAGCAGCUGUAGGUCGGUUCUGGCUAAUUAUAAAGGAAAACACCUACGUUUAAAAACUGACGGCUUCCAAAAUCCAGAUAUGCAACACGGUAAAAGGGCUGAGAGGCCCCUUAAGGAAAGAGCUCGGCCUGCUGGGGUCCUGCACGGUAAGUCCUGGGGCUCGGCCGACCCGGUGAUCCAAACAGGUGUGGGAGGCUCAGGCAGGAGGACAGUGGCAGGGUACGGAUCUGCUUUACAGGCAAGACUGCUGAAGCAUUGGCCGUAGGCGCUCUUCUUUGGAGGCAGUAAAUUACCAAGUCUUUAAAAAAAUAACAACAAUAAGAAGAAAAAUUUGCUGCUUGUUCUAGGAAUGUGGCUUUUUUUCUCUUUACCUUUUCUUUUAAGACUGGUGGAGGAGAGUUAAGAGCUUUUUCUGUCUGAUUUUGUGGAUGUGCAGGUGUCUGUGUGUCUCGUGUGUGUGUUAGGUGGGAGGGAGGGUCGGGGGGGGCGGUGGUUUUAUUUUUUUUUCAAGGAUCAUGGCAAGAUCACAAACUCUUUUAUACAAGUUAGAUCCAGGUCUUUGAAUAACCUUUUUUGUAAAUAAGAAAAAAAACAACAAAAAAACAGAGCUCCUCACCAAAUUCAAGCUUGUACAUUAUUAUUUUUGGUUGUUUUUAAAUUUUGAGUUUUAUUGUUUUGUAUGUAAAUACGUGGACCCAGGAACUGUUAUUAAUGAGCAAAAAGUUACCGUUCAGGGCAGUGAUUCUGUUUAAUAAUCUGACAAAAUGUAGACGAGCUUUUUAAAGCCAUAUAGUUUUAACUCUGUACAGUAGGUACCGGCCUGUAUUAUUGUAACAAUAACUCUAGCGAUGUAUAGUGUAUCUAUAUAGUUUGGAGUGCCUUUGCUUCCAUGAUUUCUUGGAUUUUAUUUCCCUUUUCUUUCCUCCUUUAUUAACAACGUCUCCCACACGAAACCACAUCUUUGCUCCCCUGCUUUCUAACUCUUUGAGUGCUGUAAGGUUUCAGUGAUACCAUGAUCAGUAGUUGGAACAAAAGGAAACCGCGUUUAUAACUCAUUUCAUUCGAGCCGUGGCUUUGCUCUGGAUGUCUCAAAGUUGCCUGUCCUGCCCUGUUGUCCCCUCACUAGCAGUGCCCGGUCACGUUUUACACUUGCCCUCUGUCACAGCGAGUAGCCCCGUGGCUAGCAGCUAGGUUCGACUUUGCUCGUCUGUCCCCAGUCCCUGCGCCCAGAUGACUGCUGGAGAGCAGCUUCCACCAGCCUCAGCUUUUCGCUGCUCCCUCCUGCCACGCCGGAGGGAGCGGACGGGGCUUCACAAAACUAAGGAAAAAAGAAAGGAUCCCUUUUAGGAGGAAACCCUGCGUAUUGUACAGUGAUGGCUGUGCUCAAAGCUCUUUGGCUGUGGUAUGCUGGCACAGGGGGAGUGGGGCCAUUACUGUAAAAUACCAGAGUGUUUUUUCCCGACAAGGAGACUUCUCUUUCUCUUCGCCCUUUUCCCUCACGCUCCUCCCCAAAGUCAUUUUUAUUUUCUUAAGAUGAUAAGUUUAACAUUACUCUUAAGUUCUUGUGCCCAGCACGAAGGCCUUGUUUCUAAAACUAGUUUGUUUAUGUUUACUACCUUGUUAGUAUUCCACAUAAGAUCGUCUUGAAUGGGAAAACACUUAACUCUUUACCAAACCAAAGGUUGCUGUUUUAUUUUGGAGCAUCUCGUGUUCAUUCCAGUGAAGCAGAGGCUGCACUUUCUUUCUGGUGACACGAAGGUCAGUGAUGUCAAACUGUUUUUGACAGUCCACUCAGAACUGUUACUCUUUUAUUUUGCUCCCUUUGGGGCUUGUUUUUAAUGAAGUAUGGUCUUGAUCUGUCAUUUUGUCAACUCUGCAAUUGCAUAGGUCUCUGAGAUGGAAUCGAUUGCAAUCUGUGUCCCCUACUGGACAUCCAAUCAAGACACUGGUGUUCUUAAUAUUAAACUUAUCUACCUUACUAGGAAAAAAAAAUGAACUACAAAAGAAAAUUGGCUAAUAGAAGAUCCCUGAUUGCUCUUUCCGUUAUUUUUAAGCAAAGCUUCAUCUGAAGUACUGGCAGGUGUCUGCAACUUAUAAAUAGUGAUCACUUAAAAUUUUCCCAGGCUUUCAGGACUUACUCAAAAAAAAUAAAAGCAGUCUGUCAACCUCUCCUGUAUUAGGAGUCUCAGCCACUGCAGUUAAAAAGAAAAAGCCAAUAAUGAAAAGCACAGUAGAGUAUUCAGUCCAGGGCCUACCUUUUUGGAGACUAUGAAAAGGUAUCCCUGGGGUUCCAGUUUAUUUCCACAGGGCUUUUAGCCAGUUUUGUUCCUAGUUCGUUUCGUUUUGCAACACUGCAAUAACAGCAAAACGACAAGAAAGGAAAACAGUACCUAAGGGGUUAGCUUGAGAAAAGUAGCUUCCUUGUGUUGGUCUUUCUCAAUUUAUUUUUAAUAUAUAUAUAUAUAAAAUAUAUUUAUAUAUAUAUAAUUUGCUUGCCUGUAAAAUUUGCGUUCAUUAAUGUGUUGCUGAUGGAUCACUUGGGCCUGUACACACCAAUUAGCGUGACCACUUCCAUCCUAAAAACAGAAAUCUAAAAUAUAUAUAUAUAUAUUAAGGACUGUGGGUUGUAUACAAACUAUUGCAUACACUUGUGCAAAUCUGUCUUGAUUUAAAGGAAAAGCAAAACCUGUAUAACAUUAUUACUACUUGAAUGCCUCUGUGACUGAUUUUUUUUCAUUUUAAAUAUAAACUUUUUUUGUGGAAAGUAUGCUUAAUGUUUUAUUAUUUCCCCCGCCCCAUUCCCCUUGUAAAUAUGUUUUGUUCUGUGUGACUCGGUUCGGAAAUAGUUAACUGGUACUGUAAUUUGCAUUAAAUAAAAAGUAGGUUAGCCUGGAAAUGAAAUUUAAAAA